This is a messenger RNA of Quercus robur (English oak), 1519 nucleotides long. Its product is annotated as DNA repair protein RAD51 homolog 2. Bases 153 to 1268 code for a protein of 371 amino acids. The transcript is spliced from 12 exons. Gene Ontology annotation, biological process: double-strand break repair via homologous recombination. Gene Ontology annotation, cellular component: replication fork; Rad51B-Rad51C-Rad51D-XRCC2 complex. The record is from RefSeq and is a predicted model, not a curated record. Gene Ontology annotation, molecular function: single-stranded DNA binding; double-stranded DNA binding; ATP binding. NCBI's taxonomy places the organism in Eukaryota, Viridiplantae, Streptophyta, Magnoliopsida, Fagales, Fagaceae.
UUAGGAAUAGGCCCAUUAGUCACAUUUGGAUCUGGGCUUCAAGAGAAAAUCCCCGAAGUUUGUACUUUGUUCUCAGUUCUCACCCAUAUAUUUACUGAUUAGGUAAGUUAGGCUCUCACAUUUGGCGGGAAAGCACGUGAGAGAGAGUGACAAUGGCGAACAAGCAAAUCAGCCAGAUGGGUCUGCCAAAGUCGAUCGCCAACGUCUUCGCUGCUCGUAAUGUCUUCACCGCCAAGGAUGCAUUAUCUUUAACUGAAUUUGAGUUGAUGGAAUUGUUAGAUGUGGGGUUGGCACAAGUAACAUCUGCAGUAGCUCACAUCAGUGAAAUCGUGUGUCCACCAUAUCAAACUGCAUUAUCGCUGAUGGAGCUACGGGUUCAAAAUGAGCACUUGGCUGGCCAUCUUCCCACUCAUAUGAAAGGAUUAGAUGAGGCCUUAUGUGGCGGAAUACCAUUUGGUGUCUUGACAGAGUUGGUUGGUCCAGCUGGAAUCGGAAAAACACAAUUUUGCUUGAAGCUCUCUUUAUUGGCUUCAUUACCUGCAAGUUAUGGAGGUUUAGAUGGCCAUGUAAUAUAUAUCGACGUAGAGUCCAAAUUUAGUUCAAGAAGGUUGAUAGAAAUUGGAGUGAAAAGUUUCCCUGAAAUAUUUCACAGGAAAGGAAUGGCACAGGAGAUGGCUGGUAGGAUCCAUGUUUUGCGGCCAGCAUCACUUUCUGAAUUCACUGAGAGUUUGCAACAAAUCAAGGUUUCACUCCUUCAAAAUCAAGUGAAGUUGCUAGUUAUUGAUAGCAUGGCUGCUCUGGUUACAGGGGAAUUCGAGCAUGCGGCUCCUAGACAAAAUACAUUGGGUUGGCACGUUUCUUUUAUUAAGUCACUAGCUGAAUUUUCACGAAUUCCUGUUGUGGUGACAAAUCAAGUGAGAUCUCAAAGCCGUGAUGAGAUCUGCCACUAUUAUUUCCAAGUGCAAAGUUGGAAUGAAACCAUCGAGGAUCGCACAAGACAUGAUUCUCAUCUUGUUGCUGCUUUGGGAAUUAACUGGGCUCAUGCUGUUACAAUUCGUCUUGUGCUUGAAGCUAAAUCAGAUCAGAGGUUUAUUAAGGUGGCAAAAUCUCCAAUAUCCCCACCUCUGGCUUUCCCUUUUAACAUAACUUCGUCAGGGAUAUUAUUGCUAAGCGAUGAUGGAAUAGAGUUAACAGGGCCAGAUAUUAACGCAAUUCACUGUCAAGGCCAUAAUGACAUUAUCAAUUUCGGUGGGGAAAGCUUGCAGUGAUAAAUCAAGAUGGAAGCUGCAUUGAUGAAAUUUCAGGGAUGUUCUUAGAAGUAGAUAGAAUAUACUAUGAAUCCUGUUACUCAUUUUGAACAUUCUUUCUAGGUAAAUUUGAAGUAUAGAAGAGAGACCAAUGAACUGAAAUUGAUGUAUUUUCCUCUUAGAUAUCUUAGAGUUUGUAUUAUUUUUACCUCUGAAUAUUUCAAGCAUGAGCUAAAUGAAAGCAAAUUGCUGGUGGGAUGGAUUAUGUCUAA